GCUGAGACAUAUACAAAGGUAUCUGCAUGAAAAAGGCGUAUUCAUAUAUUUUCUUGCUAUUCCCUAAGAAUCUAGCGGUUUAUCUAGUAUAUACUCCUUUCGAAUCUUAAAUACACGCCAGAACAGCUUUAAGGAGAUAGACAACCCGCAAUGGCGUCCACGUCCCGGAUCGUCCUGGCGUUCGAUCUCUUCGGGACGAUUCUUUCCACGGAUAGCGUAGCCGAGAAACUAUCUGGAUUUGUGGGGGAGGAGAAGGCCAAACAGUUGGCUACAGUAUGGCGCCAAUAUCACUUGAGCUAUUCGUGGAGAUUGACUUGUAUGGGUCUGUAUGAGGAUUUUUCAGUUCUUCUCCACCGAGCGUUUCUGCAAACACUGGCAGACCAAGACGUCCACCUCGACGACUCGGCCAUCAAGUCAGUGUUGGCCGUGUACGACUCCCUAGCGGCAUAUCCGGAUGUUGAGCCAGCACUUCGGACCAUCCAGGGCCAUCCAAACAUUCAAGCAGUGCUGUUCAGCAACGGCACACCCAAUAUGGUGGCGUCGUCACUGUCCAGCUCUUCCGGACUGGCUGGUCUUGGGAAUGUCUUCGAACAGAUCGUCUCCGUCGACGAAAUCAAGACAUUCAAGCCUGCCAAAGCAACAUAUGACCUCGUAGCGAAACGAGUCGGAUUCGAUCCGGGAAAGGCGGAAGACAUGGCACGGAUCUGGCUGGUUAGCUCGAAUCCGUUCGACAUCGUCGGUGCUCGCUCUGCGGGAAUGCAGGCAGCGUGGGUUGAUAGGCUAGGAAAAGGCUGGACUGAUGCACUCGUGGCUGGGGAGAAGGGGAAGCCCACGGUAAUCCUGAGGUCGCUGGAGGAGAUAUUUGACGCUGAUAAGGGAGUCGAGGCCAUGGUAAAGCGAAAGUCCAGUUAGAGCAGCUCCGUCCAAGAACCCCCCCUCGAGGACUUGGAUGACCGGAAUUGGACCAAUAGUGCUAGUAUCAUGACCCAACAUCCCAGCUCUUAACUCUGCUCCAC
This is a messenger RNA of Eremomyces bilateralis CBS 781.70, 1016 nucleotides long. Its product is annotated as HAD-like protein. NCBI's taxonomy places the organism in Eukaryota, Fungi, Ascomycota, Dothideomycetes, Eremomycetales, Eremomycetaceae. The record is from RefSeq and is a predicted model, not a curated record. Bases 151 to 912 code for a protein of 253 amino acids. The transcript has 2 exons. Gene Ontology annotation, molecular function: hydrolase activity, acting on halide bonds, in C-halide compounds.